UCCCUCCCGGCGAGCCUCCAGCCCCCUAACAAAACUUUGUGACGCUUCUAUUGCUCUCACCGCUGUUACAUUGCCAUUAUUUACAUCAUUACUAUUACUAUUACCAUUUUACUUUCCCUUUCGGGCCUCGGCCGCCCCCUUGGCCGCCGGGAGCGCUUCCCGGGCCGGUGUCGCUUCCUUCCCGUGCCGGGGUCACGUCACAGCCGGCGCUGCCGGGCUCGUUCCGCCGCCGCUCCCAAAGGCCUCCUCUGACCAUCUGGUGGGGUAAAAGCUGCGUGGGGAACUCCACAGCUGCAGGAUUUGCUGUCCCCACUCACGUGGGCUCCUUGGUCUGUGCUUGUGGCACCUGUUUUCCUGUUCAGCAUUUCCUUGGAUGAUGGUGCUCUGUUUUCUGAGCAGAGCCCUGCCACGAGUGAGGCAAUCACCCAGCCCCCUGGGGAGACAACUCUGCUCAGCCAGCAGGAAUAAGCCAGUGUUGACUUUAUUCACCAAGAAACCAUGCCCUCUGUGUGAUGAAGCAAAAGAAGUUCUUGAGCCAUACAAGAAAAGGUUCAUUCUGCAGGAGGUAGAUAUUACCCUUCCCGAGAACUCAGCGUGGUAUGAUAAAUACAAAUAUGACAUACCUGUUUUUCACUUCAAUGGGAAGUUCCUAAUGAAGCAUCGGGUCGACAUUCAAAAGUUUGAGGACCGACUUAGGAAGCUGGAGUUGCAAAGCGAGGGAAGCCAGUGAAGAAAAUGCUGCUGCUCUGAAGCAGAUCUCAAAGGGGAAAAGGUCUGUGAGAAAAAAAAAAAAACAAAAACAUCUUCAUUACCUGGCCUUAAAUGUCUUAGGACAUAAGAGCAGGAAAGACUUGAGUGACUUGUGUUCUAUUUUGUAUCAAUCACCCAGCCCAGCUGCACCACCUAUUCUGUGCCAUUUCAUUUGCUGCUCUGUUUUGGGCUGUUUUUUCACUGACAGAAUAAAAGCUGCUCUGUAACAGCAGAUGAAGUAAACUCUGUUUGUUUGGGGCUGGCAUGGCCACCUUUGGGUAUCGGGGGGUGGCAGAGGGGUGGUUUCUCCCAGAAGCUGCUGGAAGCUUCCCCUGUGUCCAGCUGAGCCAACACCAGCCAGCUCCAGGAUGGACCCCCUGAUCAGGGAGAAAGAGACAAUCUUUAAUAAAAUGACCACAAACCUCAUUCUCCAUCUCCAAACGGGAGGAGAAGAUUGAGUGAA
Molecule: messenger RNA, 1213 nt
Organism: Pseudopodoces humilis (Tibetan ground-tit)
Lineage: Eukaryota; Metazoa; Chordata; Aves; Passeriformes; Paridae
Gene: C4H5orf63
Product: chromosome 4 C5orf63 homolog
Source: RefSeq, a predicted model, not a curated record